AUGGAUGUUACACCAGCAGUUAAACCUCAACGUUUAAGAAAUGAACGGAAGGCUCAAAAUAGUGGGGAAGGUACGCAAUAUGAAGAAACUGAAUGUGACAGUGAUGAUGAAGAAUUUUGCGGAUUUACUCCUGCUGAAGUGUAUGCUGACCAGCCUGCAACAAUGGAUGCUGGGUUACAGGAACAAUUUGAUGAUAAUCACAGUCAAGAUACCGAUGAACCAAUAGAAGAACCAGCAACUCAUACAGACACUGCCAAGACUGAAGACCCAACAGACAGGCCUUAAAAUAUUGUUCACAGGGCCAUCUGACAAAAUGUCCAAUGACUGUGAGUUUGGGUCGGACAUAUGUAUGAUGAUGUCCGAUGACCUUCAGUUCAGUUUUGCUCCGAAAUAAGUCUGAAUGACACAAAUUAAUAUCAGCACAAUGUAUUAAUUCAGUAACGGUAAAUGUUGUGAAAAUAUUAAAUAAUUUGUGUCAUUCAUACUGGUAGCCUGCUUGCCGCCUGGAAUUUCCAAGGGGUGAUAAUUCCAGUCUGCUAAACUGCAGGCAUAAUCGUGUUCUGUGACGUAUGACCACUUCAUGCAUAAUUAAAUAAAUUUCUGUACAUGUUAGCUCAAAAUUAUUUCCGGUCAUAAAUAUUCAUAUUCAUCUGUGUUCCAGGAAAAACCCAAGUUGUUUGCGUUCUCCAUCAAAGCAGAAAAUGCUUGACUUUUCAUUUGAAUGGUGGCUGCAACAAUAAGAAAACAGAGAAGUGCUCAUGGAUUCCUGCAGUUGGGAUGGCUGCGUCUGUUCUUCUCCGAAACAGAUCUCCCUACAUGAAUGCAGUGCAGUUAGUGUUGGGUAUAUUCUUAUACCAUUCAAACUGGGCAGUAAGUCUAUUCACUUUUUUUAUUUUCACCUACCAUACUGUAUACAGAUUGUAUGUUAGCCAGUGGAAGGGUUAAGCAGUGGCACUGCUAGUUCAAUAAUUGGGGGGGGGGGCAAAUAUUCAUGUUCACAGACUAUGAAAACAAUCAAUUUCAAAAGAAAUUAAUCAUGCAGAGCAUGAAGAUAUGAAUAUUCUCCCCCCCCCCAAUUAUCGAGCUGGUGGUGCCACUGAAGGGAAGGCACGGACAUUGAGAUUUUACUCUUGUGACUUGAUUUUGGUGGUAUUUUGACAAGGUACCAUGUUGCAAUGUGGCCAACAGUACACAGCCUAGUACGUUUCUAGUAAUUGUUCUGUAUUUAGUAUAUUUUCUUUUUUAAAGCCUGCUAUGUCCAGAUUUGCCCCAUUACUAUUGGUGACUUCACCAACACACCUUUACAAGAAAUUGGAAGAAUUUGGAAAGGGCUAUGAUAAAGCAGCGAAAGAAAUGGUCCAAACUGAUCGCAAAUGGUUUGCAGAGGUGAUUAAUAAGGAGCAAGGUUCUUCGCAAGAGGAAGUUUCAACAAGUACUACUCCUAAGCCAUCCCUGCGAUUCAAGCUUACUAUUGAUGUUGAUUACGAUCAGAACGUGCACUACACGACAGAAGAAAAUCAAAACGUUGAUAAACAUUAUGUCACAGUAAAUGCAACAACUAAUCGAGUUUCAGGAAAUCACUUAAGUACAAUGCCUCCAUUGGAUGGUAUUCUUAAGGUGGAAAAUGUAUUCCCAACUAUAUUGAACAGAAAGCUCAACGAGACAAUUAUAUCACCCUUGUUCAAAGGAUUCUGGUCGAGAAUAUUCCCUGUCUUGCUUUUGCCAAAGAUGUUGUCCAAAAACACAUCCCUCAUAAGUACAGUAAAGAGAUGGCAAAGUCAACAAAUUCAGUAAGUAUUUUUCUAUCAACCUAUUAAGCUGCAAGACUCUCUCCUUGUUGAGUAAAAUCGUCUGAUGUUAGGCAAUAUUAAUAUAUGUUAAUUAAUAUGUCUCUCACUAUGUAGCAAAUACUGUUCAAUAUAUUGCAUUAUAUUAGCCCUAUUCACAUUAGAGACAGACAAAUCGUCUCUCAAAAAUCGUCUUCACAGACGGACAAGUUCAGACGACUUGUUUGUCUAACAUUUUGUCCGACACGUUUUCACAUCUGAUGAUUGGUACGACUAAAAGACGAUUAUGAGACGCUUUGUUUGUCUAAACGACGUGUCUGUCUUCUAAUGUGAAAACGGCUAAUGUAUAUAACAAAAAAAGGUUAUAAUUGCAUGCUUUAAUUUACUGACAUUUUAAUUUUUAGACUUUCAAGGGAGUAACAUUUGAGAGUGAGAAUCAUGCUGAUGGAAUUCAGAAGAUUUUGAAGGAGCUCCACCAAUAUGUCCCUUACGCUGGAGAAGGAGAUGAACGAAAGUAUUGUAGCCAAGGAAUUGUCUGUGAUCAACUGACAGUUGAACAAGUUGUGAAUGCCCACAUGACUCUUAGCAACGGCUUCACCCCUGAAGAGAGAAUGGAUGGUUUGCAUUGUGGGAUUGCCGAUUGGCAUGCUGGAAACAAAGCCCUGAAUGUAAGUAUAUAAUAGCAUACAAAUAAUAUGGAUGUGCAUGGAAUUAUGAUUAGUGUCAAUUAUGUACUGAUAAUUCGAAAAUUUCAACAUGGCCUCCCCCCCUCCCCUGGGAAUUUAAACUUUUUGAAAUUUGACUUAUCAAAUUCUCCACCCCCUAUGCAACAAAUGUUUUCACAUGCCCCACUGCAACAAAAAAUUAAGCGUUCAAAUGCCCUACCUUCAUAAUAUUAUGAAAAUUAUGAAACAGUAAAUACAAAAAGUACAAUACCAUAAACCUCCGACUAUAAGCCCCCCAACCCUCAUACUAUGCAUCUAACAAUGGACAGACAACAGCAGAAUAUAUCAUCUGUUUGCUUUAUAUCAAUGUUAAGCCAUGGGCAUACUAGGAAACGUUAUGGAAACAUUUGUGAUUCUCAAUGUUCCCUUGAAUGUUUCCCUGUUUGCCGACCUGUGGAAACAUUGUUGCGAGUCAAAACAAAAUUUUCUUCCCGAGAAGCAAAAAUGUUUUCAAAUUCAGAAACAUGUGAUGUUUCCAUAUGUUUCUCACUAAUGUUUCCUAGUGUUAGCCCAAUCUUGGAAACAUGGUGAAACAUUGGCAAGAAACAAUGUUUCCGCGACAUUGUUUUCUAGUUUGCCCAGGUCUUCAUUGUUAAAAGACUGAAAAUAACAAAUUAUUAUAACUGAAUCUAUAAAAAUAUUCUUUUAGGAUUACUGUAUUCUAAUGUCUACAAAUUUUUCCUAACAGGUGCUAUUUUCCCAUUUGUACAACCCAGUGUCCGCAGCUGAUAAAUGCACCAUGUUUAGUGAUAGAAACCUUAUCAAUCGUCGCUCAGUUAAGGAUGUAGAUUCAGCGGUUAAUGCCAACCGCCGUUUCUUUACCCUGGAAAUCCAGUCACAUGUUGUUGCUGCUGGCAUGAUUGAAUUAGGAAUGGAAAGCAUAGAAGAAGAGCCAGAUACUUUGAACAAUGUAGAAACAUGGAAUAACAAAGAUAAGAAAGAGUAUUUGACAAAGUUAUCCACUUCCAUUGUUGAUAAGUACAUCCUUGAUAAAGUAAAGCACAAGAAAAUUGCUAAAGCAGUCAAACAGUUGGAAGAGAGAGAGCUUCGGGAUUCAAAGGAUAGAACACUUGACGGUCGGUACAAGUAUCGUUUUCCAGGUUGCAAGAAAACUUUCCAAUCUGAUGGAAAGUGGAGACAAAGUCACGAACAGUCUCAUAGUCCACCUGUCAGUAUACAAGAGCAACCACUUCUCACUGAAAUCCAUGAUGAUGUCGUUCAAGAUGACAUGUAUAAUUAUCAGAAAGCUCUCCUCAAUUAUGGUAUGGUCAUCCUAAAUUUCUUUGAUGCAAUUUCAGAAGGUGAUGGUACUAGAAUUAUUAGAAAUUGGAAAUUUCUUUUAUUGUAUCUGCAUCAUGACAAAGGUAGCUAUAAGUAUGCUUUGGAAGGCCUUUAUCUGCUCUUCCAGAUAAAUGCGCUUUUGAGUCCGAAAGCUGCCCAUCAACUUACUUGGAACAGAUUUUCCAAACGCAAGAAUACAAUGGGUGGCAACAUUCCUCUAGAUCUUGCCCUAGAAUUUAUCAACAGAGUUUUCAAGGACGUUGUGAAAAAGCUAGGUCCCAAUGCCAGCAAAAAGUCUAUCGCCCGAAUCUCCCAUGCAUUGGGGAUAACAAAGCAACUCACAGACAAUUUUGAUGAAUCAAUGUUGUUGUAUAAAAGAUCAGGGAAGCAUGUUCGCAAGUUGGAAAAGGCUGACAUGGAAAAGAAAAUCAGUGAACUUUUAUCACAGAAUGCGUUGACCAUAACACCUGGUAGAAGUUAUGGUUGCUUCUCGAAAGUUGAGCCAACUUUAUUAUCUGGCUUUAACUUGCAAAAAUACUUUAGGGAAAGUACAUUUAUUAUGCCGGGGGGGGGGGAUGAAGAUGUUAAGGGCGGGGGCUCCGAAAUAUUUUCUGGCAUUAAAGGGGGGCUCUGAAAGUUCUUGAUAUACUGAAGGGGGGGGGGGCUCUAAACUUUUCAAAGGUUUGACCCCAGGAAAUUAAAGUUAAAAUAUUUACAUUUUCAGGUAAAAUUUGCAUAAUAAGUAAUUAUUUUUGUGAAAUGAUAACCAUCAGUGGCGUAACUACUAUGGGCUCAGACUGGGAGAACCCGGGGCCCCCCAACCCCAAUGGGCCAAAUGGGGGCCCCCCAGGCUCAGGCUGUAGAGCAAAUACAUUGGCCAGAGCCUCUGAUAUGUUACAAUGUCGUUUUCUGACCAUCAGAAUUCUGUAAAAUCUCUCCCCAAAGUCCGAGAAAUGGCAUUUCAGAGAGUCUAGAUUAAAAAAUUUUCCGGAAAACUCGUGCAUAUACGGCGCUCAACUCGUGCAUUCAGCAUUUCUACUAUGGGGGGAGGGCCUUCGAAAAUUUUGAACCGGGGGCCCCCUGAUAUAACGUUACGCCACUGAUAACCAUUUUUGUAAAAUACAGUCAAUUUACAUGCAAUUUGUUUGCGAAAUUUGCUUUAGAAAACGCCAGAAAUUCAGUCCUAGAGCUUCAAAAAUGUAUAAAUUUUCUGGGGGAGGACACCCAGACCCCCUUUUCUCCCAAAACUUAGUAUGAGAGUUGAGAGUGCCAAUCAAUCACAAAAAGCUUUAUUAUAAUUAUUACACGUAUAAUCCUCUGACAUCCCCCCCCCCAAACGUCAGAUGCUUUGCUACGUCCCUGAUGGUUGUAUUCGAAACCGAUUUCAGUUUUAAGAUAUUCUUAGUCUGCUCUUCUAAAUGGAUACACGAAAUCACCUAUAGCCUAUUUAAAUUUUUUGGCGCCAGGUUUGUGAAGUAAUUUACGUGCCAAAAAGUAGCAGUUCCAAAAACAAAAAAGCAUAUAUGAUUUGCAAGAAUGAUAUGUUCUAUGUUUAUGGGAUAUUUCGUACAAACGGGAUGGAAAUUGAAGAAAUUGAAGCAUACUGGCACUUUUGCAGGCAUACAAAGACAUUUGCGACAGAUGCCAGGAGAUACGUUGGGUGGGGGCGACAUACUGUAAGGUUCCAGCACAUUACCCUGAUCCAGGAAAUCCUGGCCACUACAUGAACGUGUUCUAGACUCCAAAUACGCUGAAUGAUGGACAGCAACAACCUGUUGAUAAUUUCACCCCUAGAGCCAAUUUAAAAUGUUUUAAAGACGGUGCCAUUUCAUCUGGCGCUAGUGAGGUGAAAGAAGCAGCAGAUCGGUAGUUUUGUUGAGGAGAAGCACAUGCUUGAGUAUAUCAGACAUCUUGAGGAACUGCAAAUUGUAUCUAUGAUAAGAGAGAAUUCCGGAUUGUACUCCUUCGAUUCCGAAUUCUAGAGGGGGGCAUUGAAAAUUUAAAAAACUUGGAGGGGGGGGGGGCAUUGAAAUUUACCGAUAACCUCAACAGGGGCCCUGUAAAAAUAUGAGCUCAUUUCAAGACAUCUUCAUCCCCCUUCCUCGGUGUAAUAAAUGUACUUUCCCUUAUUGUUUGUCUCGCUGGCGAGUCUCAGUAAGUUUUACAAAGGACAUAGUUGAGACUACUGCGUACUAUUUAAAACAUGAGCAGCAGUGUUUUUAUAUCAGAUAUAAAGAUACGAGGCGAAGCCAAGUAUCUCAGUUGAAGUUUAAGUCUGAUAAACACGCAACUGCGGAUGUUUUAAAUUGCUUCAAAAACGAUCGAUCUAGUAAGUUCAUCGGCGAAGUAAUUUUCAAAAAAUAGUACGUUGUGUAAGUCGAGAAAAUCAAAGUUAAAGUUUAUGUAAAUCGAGGGUAAAAUCUCUAUCACAUAUAAAGAUACGACACUUAUAAUUUUUCUUUGUGUUAUCCUCAUGAAUUAUUUAUUAAUGAGUUUUUGAAGUACUAUAUUUAAAACACGCUGAGCAGGAGUGUUUUAUCAUACAUAAAACAUCUGAUAAAGCACGAACUGCAAGCAUUUUAAAUGGCUUAAAAAACAACCCAUCUAAAGAGUUCAUUGCCAUAUUGGCGAAGUAAUUUUAAGAAUCAACAAUGUCUAAGCCAAGAAAAUCAAAGCUAAAGUUUAUGCAAACAAACAUGAUUUUUAUCACAUAUAAAACCAUCGACACGGCAGUGAUUUCCUUUGUCUUUUCCUCAUGAAUUGAGUUUUUUAUAUAAUGUACUGACUGAACUGGCAUUAUUUCCUCAUCGGUUGACCCGGCACCAGCAAAAGCUGUAUAUUCACGAUAAUGCCUGGUAAAAUCCAUCUACAUAUAACAACAGAUGUUUUAUUUAUUGGCAGAUUAAAGAAGUUGCACCAAAAGCGUCUAGCUCUAACGCUACUCAGACAUUCUGGACCAAAGAUAUAAAGGUUAUAAUAUUCUUCAUUCACAAAUAUCUUGAUGUUGUUUGAAUGUUUACUCGUAUCCCCACCCCUCCUGAACAUUGUUGUCAGAAAUAUUUCCUAACAAAUCCUCGUUAUACAAGGUUAGUCAAGGUUAGUCAAGGUUAGUAACCGAUGAUGAUAGAGAAACAUAAACUUCGCAAUAUGAAAGGUGUUAACUUUAAAAAUGUCUAAAACUUUCAAUUGUUCGAAUAACGGGGCAGAAUGAGCGCGGUAUUCUGAAUUUGUCAUAACUCGUACUGCUCGUUUUUGAAGUAGUCAGAUCCGAUUAAUUCAAACUAGUUACAUAAGUCGAGGACCAAACUAUGUUACAAUAGCUAAUAUAAGAAUAAAUUAAGGUAUAAUAUAAUGAAAGUUUUGUCCUAGUAGACAAGACAAAACGUGAUCUAGAGAUAAUUCCAAUAGACUUAGAAAUUUUGUUGCAUACAUGAUCAAUGUGAUGUUUCCAGGAAAUAUUUUCAUUGAUAAAAAUACCUAAAAAUUUAACAACGUUAACUCUCUUAAGCGGCUUUGUAUCAAAUAAAAUUGGCAAGUUCAUCGAGAUUGAUUUUUGUUUUGGUCGGAAAAUAAUGUAGUUUGUUUUACUAAUAUUGACAGAAAGUUUGUUGGUUUUCAUCCAAAUAUUUAUUUUUUUUAGUUCAUCAUUCAUCGUAGAAAUUAAAUAACCUAGGUCCGUGUGGCUUAAGAAAAUGCUGGUAUCAUCUGCAAAAGGCAAACACUCUGCCAACUCCGUAGCAUUAGGGAGAUCAUUUAUAGAAAGUAGGAAAAUAAGGGGCCUAAUAUUGAACCCUGAGGAACCCCGCACUUAAUAAUCCGUUCGACGGAACGGGUCUCAUUGAACUGGACAAAUUGUUUCCUAUUAGAAAAAUAGCUUUUGAUCCAUUGCAAUGCAAUACCACGGAUACCAUACCAAUACCACGGAUACCAGCUUCCAAGUCUCUUUUAAAUUAUUUUUUGCUGACUCAAAUCGUUCGUCAUAGUAAUUACGUUUGGAAAUUCCGAUAAGAUGAUUUAGCUUAUUUAUAUAAAUCUUGUACUGAGAUUCUCGUACAGGAUUUGUCGAAUUAAGUAGUUUUCUAUAUAGUUUUUUCCUUCGACAACUAAAGUUUAUAAGUUUUUGCCGGUGAGACAGAAUAACCAGAGGACCCGGAAAAGCCAGAUAAGCACAGGAGAGAAUGAGUCAGAGAAUCAAUCAAACUCGCACGAGUUUUCAAGUAUGCCGCCAUAUUAAAACAUUUUUUUCUUGUAGGUAGCAAGAGAGGCUUACGAAACGGUCAAAGGUGAUCAGGCAACCAACUUUCUUAAAGAGUGGAAAGUGAGUGUAGUUAUACUAGUAAAAAUAUAACAUGCAUGUCAAAGGUACAUGUAAAAAUAUAACAUGUCAAAGGUCCACCCUUUAACACAACAUCCUUGCCUAUAGAAAGACCAAAAUAUUAAUCUUUUUUACCAUCUUUUUUUAGAAAGUUCAAGAGCGUUCAAAAGCAGGCUCACGAGAUUCCCUUCAAGAGAAUGAAGAGUUUUUAUAUAUAAUCGAGGUAAAACAAGCCGUUGCAAACAGCUGA
Paramuricea clavata is the source of this 8358-nucleotide messenger RNA. The record is from the annotation of a GenBank genome assembly. NCBI's taxonomy places the organism in Eukaryota, Metazoa, Cnidaria, Anthozoa, Malacalcyonacea, Plexauridae.